AACGGACGAGUACGUGCUGGUGGUGGCCUACGUGAGUGUAUUGGGUCAGUUCAUGAUCCGGGAACUAUUGGAGUCAGAAAACAGCAAGACACAUCGUAUUCUCAUUCGGAAGGAUCGCCUGCUGUUCAUAGUGUGCACAACAGACAACCAGCCCAUACAGAGUCAGUUGGAGAGUCGCUCGCAUGUGAUCUGUGAGCACUGA
Messenger RNA from Sphaeroforma arctica JP610, 202 nucleotides. RefSeq lists its product as hypothetical. Lineage: Eukaryota; Ichthyosporea; Ichthyophonida. The annotation marks the transcript as partial. The transcript has a single exon. The record is from RefSeq and is a predicted model, not a curated record.